Molecule: messenger RNA, 556 nt
Organism: Penaeus chinensis
Lineage: Eukaryota; Metazoa; Arthropoda; Malacostraca; Decapoda; Penaeidae
Product: glycine-rich cell wall structural protein-like
Exons: 4
Coding region: 1-414 (137 amino acids)
Source: RefSeq, a predicted model, not a curated record
AUGAAUGAAUCUCUCGUUUCACUGCGUCAGGAGCGACAGUUGACUCUUGUGUACAAAGGCCCACCACCAAAAAAGCGUUGGCUUUUUGCGCGAGUUGAUCUUAACGACUACGAGCACACGACCACCGGCACCAUGCGCUUCCUUCUCGUGACCUUGCUGGCGGCGCUGGCGCUGGCGCUGCUGACCGACGCCCACCCGGGCUACAAGGGCUACGGGGGGCGGGGCGGAGGCCGCUCCAGGGCUGUCAUCAUCGUCCCGGUGCACUACCCCGUGUACCACCACACACACUCUUACCACAACUACGGAGGCUACGGGGGAGGACACGGGGGUUACGGAGGAGGACAUGGGGGCUACGGAGGAGGACAUGGAGGCUACGGAGGAGGAUAUGGGGGCUACGGAGGUUACCAUAAGUAAAAUCGACUAGCCGUGGCAGCCCCCAGUUCAUUGUAUACACUGACACAUACAGUAUAUAUUAUAUAUCCAUAUAUUUACAUAUAUACAUACAUAUAUACAUAUACAUGAAUACAUAUACACACACAUACACACACAUGUAUAU